Penicillium longicatenatum is the source of this 750-nucleotide messenger RNA. Its product is annotated as putative cell wall protein. The transcript has 2 exons. Bases 1 to 750 code for a protein of 249 amino acids. Lineage: Eukaryota; Fungi; Ascomycota; Eurotiomycetes; Eurotiales; Aspergillaceae. The record is from RefSeq and is a predicted model, not a curated record.
AUGCCUUCCUCUACUUUCACCUUCUCUGCCGCCCUGUGCCUCUUCCUGGCCGUUGGCCCCGCUACCGUUCUCUCCGCUCCUCAGCCGAACGGUCUCCCCCUUCUUGGCGGCUCUGAUGACACCCCCGCUACUGGCAACACCGAGAAAGAUGCUGGCGCCGGCUACGAUGUCGGCAUCCCCGGCGGACCUAACGUUGCCUUCGGAGCUGGUGUUCACAGCGAGACACACGGUCCCUGCGGCCCAGGAGUGAGCUCCGAGAAGGAUGCCGCUGCUGGCUACGACGUUGGCAUCCCCGGCGGCCCCAAUGCGGUCUACGGUGCUGGCGCCCACGAGCAGCACGACGCUUAUCCUUGCCCCGAGCCCGUAGUUGUGCCUGUCCCUGAGCCUACUACUGAGCCUAUCGUCGAGCCCACUCCAGAGCCUAUCGUCGAGCCCACUCCCGAGCCUGUUGUUGAGCCCACCCCCGAGCCUGUUGUUGUUCCCGUCCCUGAGCCUACUACUUCCACCUCCACCUAUGUCCCGGUGUACAUUCCCCCGACCUACACCACUCCCAUCGACAUUCCCACCAUCACUACUGUCCCAGCCUACACGCCUCCUCCCAUGGCUCCCGUUCGCUCUACUCCUCUUAUCCAGCGCCCUGCUCCUUCUGCCACACCCUCAUCCAUGCCAGUCUACAAUGCCGGCUCCACCAUGGCCCCGACAUCCCUCUUGGCCCUGGCUCUCCCCAUCAUUGCUGGUCUCUUCUACUAG